AUGAAGAUAACCAUGAGAGCUGGUUUACUUCUGUUCAGGUUUCUAAGCACUAUGGUAGCCAUAACUAUUAGUAUUGGUUUGUGCAAUGGGAAUCUGGGAGUGCCUUGCAAAGAAAGUGAACGACAAGCACUUUUGAUAUUCCAGAAGGAUCUUGAGGAUCCUUCAAAUCGGCUUUCAUCGUGGGUAGGUGAAGGAGUUUGUUGCAAUUGGACUGGAGUUGUCUGUGAUGACUUAACCGGUCACGUCCGCGAGCUCCACCUUAAUAAACCCGACUCUCAACAGGAUCUCCACUUAUCUUUUGGGGAUUUCUAUGUCACUUCUACUUGGUUGGGUGUAAGUUUGAAGUAUCUCAACUACUUAGACUUAAGUUACAAUAAUUUUCAAGGUAUUCAGAUUCCUAGCUUCUUUGGUUCACUUAAAAGUUUAAGAUAUCUUAACCUAUCUGAGGCAAGCUUCCAAGGUAUAAUUCCUCCUCAGUUGGGAAAUCUCUCAAAUUUACAGUAUCUUGGUCUCCGCGGUUACAAGCUUAAGGUUGAGAAUCUUCAAUGGGUUUCUGGUCUUUCUCAUUUGAAUAAACUUGACAUGAGUCGUGCUAAUCUUAGUAAAGCAUCCGACUGGUUACAAGUUCUAAACAUGCUCCCCUCUUUGGUAGAGUUACAUAUGGCCGGUUGUCAACUUGAUCACAUUCCCCCUCUACCCCUCACAAAUUUUACUUCACUUGCCAUCCUUGAUCUUUCUGAAAACACAUUUGAUUCUUUGAUGCCCAGGUGGGUUUUCAGUCUUAGAAAUCUAGUUUCCAUUUCUGUCAAAGGUUGUGGUUUCCAAGGUUCAUUUUCUAGCCAUCCACAAAAUAUCUCCUCUCUCAAGGAACUUGAUCUUUCAUUGCACAAUCUGUGUGAGUUGAUGGAUCUUGAUCUGUCAUUCAACAAUUUCAAUGGCAAUGUAUCAGAAAUCUUUGACAGUUUGUCUGUGUGUGGUCCAGACAAAUUAAAGUCCUUGUCGUUAGGGUCUAAUAAUUUUUCAGGUCCAAUUCCUGUGUCCUUGGGGAAUCUGUCCGUGUUAACAGAAUUGCUGAUUUAUGACAAUCAGUUUAAUGGAACUCUCCCAGAAAGUAUUGGUCAACUCAAAAUGCUGACUGUUUUGGAUAUAUCUUAUAAUUCAUUAGAAGGAGCAGUGUCUGAAGUUCAUUUUACUUACCUUACAAAAUUGAAGGAUUUCGUUGGAAAAGGAAACUCAUUGGCUCUGAAUACUAGUCGAGGUUGGCUUCCUCCUUUUCAACUCAGUCGCUUAUGGUUGGAUUAUUGGCAUCUAGGACUUGAAUUUCCUAUGUGGCUUCAGACUCAAAAGCAAUUGAAGCUUCUAAGCCUACCCAAUACAGGAAUUUCAGAUACCAUUCCGGCUUGGUUUCCAAACAUAUCUUCCCAGUUGGUGGCUCUAAAUCUCUCUCACAACCAAUUGCAUGGUGAAAUUCAAAAUAUAGUGGCCGGCUUUCAGUCAGCAAUUGACCUAAGUUCAAACCAGUUCAAUGGUUCAUUACCUUUUGUUUCCUCCUCAGUAUCCGCACUAGAUCUUUCCAAUUCAUCAUUUUCUGGAUCACUCUUCCACUUCUUUUGUGAUAGGAUGGAUGAACCAAAAAACCUUUCUUCUCUUCAUCUAGGGGACAAUCUUCUUACUGGAGACAUUCCUAAUUGCUUGAUGAAUUGGAAAAGGUUGGUGAUGUUAAACUUAAAAAGUAAGAAUUUGAGUGGGAAAAUUCCAAACUCCAUAGGAUACUUAAAAAGGCUGACCUCAUUGCAGUUGCACAAUAAUCAGCUAUCUGGAGAAUUACCUUUGUCCAUGCAGAACUGUACAGACUUGUUAGUUGUUGACCUUGGCGAAAACAAGUUUGUUGGCAGCCCUCUAACAUGGAUUGGGAAAAGCCUUUCGAUUUUGAAGGUUCUUAACAUUCGUUCAAAUAACCUUCAGGGAGACAUUCCUUAUGAACUCUGUUAUCUGAAAAGUCUCCAAAUCUUGGAUCUUGCACAGAACAAUCUAUCAGGAACAAUACCAAGAUGCUUCCACAACUUUAGUGCAAUGGCCACCUUUCCAAAUUCAUUGAUCUUGACAUUUGCUGAAUAUUUAAUGGAUAAUGUGAUCUUGUUUACAAAAGGGAGAGGAGCAGAAUAUGGUCGCAAAAUGCUUAAAUUGGUAAAAGGCAUGGACCUUUCAGACAACAUGAUAUAUGGUGAGAUCCCUGCGGAACUGACCACUCUCGUUGGGUUGCAAUCACUGAAUCUAUCGAAAAAUCUUUUGGCUGGAAGAAUCCCUUCAAAUAUUGGUGACAUGAAAUGGUUAGAAUCUAUGGAUUUUUCAAUGAACCAAUUUAGCGGUGAAAUUCCUCCGAGCACAGCGAGUUUGACAUUUUUGAGUCAUUUGAACUUGUCCUACAAUAAUUUGACGGGACAAAUUCCGAAAAGCACUCAGCUCCAGAGCCUUGAUGAGUCUUGCUUUAUCGGCAAUGAACUUUGCGGAGCUCCACUCGACAAGAAUUGCAGUGCAAAUGGGGUGAUACCACCACCAGCAGUUGAGCAACACAGAGGAUACCAUUUACCUGAAGACGGUUGGUUCUAUCUUAGCUUGGGACUGGGGUUCAUGUUUGGUUUUUGGGGUGUACUUGGUUCGUUGCUGCUAAACAUGCCAUGGAGCAUUGCUUUUUCCCGAUUUCUAAAUAGCAUGGUAGUUAAACUUUAUGGUGUAAUUGUUGAAUAUAUUUAG
Prunus mume (Japanese apricot) is the source of this 2754-nucleotide messenger RNA. NCBI's taxonomy places the organism in Eukaryota, Viridiplantae, Streptophyta, Magnoliopsida, Rosales, Rosaceae. The record is from RefSeq and is a predicted model, not a curated record.